AUGAGAAAGCGUCAAGUGGUGCUGAAGAGAGAAGCAGCCGCCUCAAGAAACUCUACCAAUUCAUCUUUCACAGUCAGGACUGUGAGGUACCGGGAGUGCCAGAAGAACCACGCAGCCGGCAUCGGAGGGUACGCCGUUGACGGAUGCAGGGAGUUCAUGGCAAGCGGAGAGGAAGGGACCGGCGGCGAACUCACGUGCUCCGCCUGCGGGUGCCACCGGAAUUUCCACAGAAGGGAAGUGGAGACUGAGACUGGUGAAAUGCAAGAGUCGCUCGGAAUUCGCUCGAAGUGUGGUUGGGAGCUCGCUCGUAUAAAGCCCGCUUGGUCCUACGAUCUGAGCUCGAGUUCCAGAGAUAUGCGAGUUUGCUUUGAUGAACUCAAUUCGGGAUCUACUGGGCUUUAUGCAAUUGAAUCGGCUUGCUAG
Diospyros lotus (date-plum) is the source of this 423-nucleotide messenger RNA. Its product is annotated as mini zinc finger protein 2-like. Gene Ontology annotation, biological process: regulation of developmental process; regulation of DNA-templated transcription. NCBI's taxonomy places the organism in Eukaryota, Viridiplantae, Streptophyta, Magnoliopsida, Ericales, Ebenaceae. Gene Ontology annotation, molecular function: transcription cis-regulatory region binding; DNA-binding transcription factor activity. Gene Ontology annotation, cellular component: nucleus. The coding region runs from base 1 to 423 and encodes 140 amino acids. The record is from RefSeq and is a predicted model, not a curated record. The transcript is spliced from 2 exons.